Cannabis sativa is the source of this 1392-nucleotide messenger RNA. RefSeq lists its product as uncharacterized. NCBI's taxonomy places the organism in Eukaryota, Viridiplantae, Streptophyta, Magnoliopsida, Rosales, Cannabaceae. The record is from RefSeq and is a predicted model, not a curated record. The transcript has 2 exons. The coding region runs from base 871 to 1326 and encodes 151 amino acids.
ACUUAUACGGUGGUAUUCUAACUACCCUAAAAGAGUGUAAUACUCACUCCUUAAAAAAAGGUGGAACCCAAAUAUUCCAUCAGCUACAUUAACGUAAGAAUAGGAUUUUAAUUAAAUAAAAAGUCAAAUAAAAAACUAAAAUGAACGUAAAAACAAAUUAUAUAGCUCCUUAGUCUACUGCCAUUAUUAUUUAUUAUCUUCUUCUUCUCUUUAUUCCUUCACACAAUAAAUAAUUAUCAUAGCUUCUCUUUUGAAAUUCGGCAUCGACGUUGCAACUUUGGCCACUGGUUGUAGCUUGGGUUCUACUCAUUACUUGGAAUAGGAGACAUCAUGGAAGCUACUUCUCAAUCGACGCCAAUUGGUGGAAGAAAACAUCAAUGGACUUCCAUACAGGAUUCAAAGUUGGUGGAGUGUUUGGUAGACAUGUGUAACAGCGGAAAAUGGAAAGCUGAUAAUGGUACAUUCAAACCUGGAUAUUUGCAACAACUUGAAAAAAUGAUGAACGACAGAAUUCCAAAUUCUGGAAUUAAAGCACAACCACACAUUGACUCUCGUCUCAAGAUAUUGAAGAGACAAUAUACGGCAAUUUCUGAUAUGUUGGGACCUUCUGCUAGUGGUUUUGGUUGGAAUGAACAACUUAAGUGUGUGGUAGCUGACAAAAUUGUGUUUGAUGAAUGGGUCAAGGUUAGUUACUAUAGAAUAGAUGUACUUUAUUAAUUGUUUAAUUAAUUAUUCAUUAUUUUUUUAGUUUAAUAUUAUAUAAUUUUGUAGAGUCAUCCAACUGCAAAAGGAUUACUACAUAAGCCAUUUCCUUAUUAUGAUGAAUUGGCGAUUGUAUAUGGAAAGGAUCGUGCUACUGGAGAUGGUGCAAUGGGAUUCUCUGAAACACUAGAUGAAAUUGCAGAAGAGAUAAAUAAUGGCUGGAAUGAUGACUUUGAUCCUUUUGAUCCACUUGACGAGAUGAAUGCUAAUGCAAGUAUGAAUAGCAGUAUACCAUCAAGUCAAACAACUCGAAAGGCUAAGAGAAAAUCAAAUAAUGGGGAUCCAUUGGUUGAACUGCUUUCUAAGUCAGUGCAAGAAUUCAGUACUAUGCAAGCUUCUGCGAGUGAUUCUAUUAGAAAACUUGCUGAUUGUUUUCAACAUGAAGCUGAUGGUGCUGCUAGGAGAAUGAAAUUAUAUGAGGAAAUCAAAAAAGUUGAUGGCCUCACAAAUUCGCAGCGACUUAAAAUUGGAAAACUUCUGGUUUCAAAUCAACCCCACAUCGACUACUUCUUCACUUUAGAAGAAGAAUUUAAACUUGAUUUUCUCUUAGGGAUGUUAGAGUGAGUUUAAUAUUGUCCCAGUGUUGGAGUGAGUUUGAUUUCAGCUUAAUUUUUUUUAAUAAAAAAAUUU